AUGGAGGAACGUACAUUCCACCUCUUUUCACAACUCCCUCUGGAGCUUCGGGAACAAAUCUGGAAGAUGGCUAUGCGCCCGGACAAGCCGGGCGUUCAAAUAUUCCGGGUGUACAAUCCUGAGCUCGACAAUCCUAGACAUGCGAAAGACAUUUAUGGCUUUACACUCAAGCCUGGCUCCCCCCGAAAGUAUUAUAACGUUCCACCGUGCUCGUAUCGGCUUGCACUUCCAGUGUGGAACAAAUAUCCAGACAGCACCGACGGCUCAAGUGACCACAACAUAUCUACAUAUCUGAUCGACAGCUCACUAUGGACAGUCUGCCAAGAGUCCAGAUCUAUGAUGAGAAAGACUUUCGGAUCAAACGACGCGUCUAGCCAGAGACUCUUGGGAUCAGCAACUGCCCACUAUCUCUCAGGUGGCGCCGCUUCAUAUGUCACAAUUUACCCGGAGAAAGAUCUGAUUGUCCUGCAGUUUGAUGACAUGUUCAAAUUCGACUGGUUUUUUCUAUAUGAUCUGUUCAAUUCAAAUAGAUGGGGUUGCGGUAUUCGCAACAUAGGUAUUGAGUAUCAAAUAGAAUGGGGCCUUGAUACCUCCAAGGGUGAUGAAGAUCCGCUCUAUGAAUUGCAAUGUAUCCCUUUAUUGUCUAGCAUUUGGCUGAUCGACCACAACCUGAAACGACGAGAAGGUACUCGCCGCCAGAAGGACAGCCGCAAAGAUGAAUACAGAUAUCCGAGACUCAAAAAGCCAUUUUACGCCAACGACAGAAAGUUUAGAAAAGUCAAUCUUGAGAAGGAAGAUGACUGUAUGGACCAUUGGAAAUAUCUCAAGCUAAUUUCCGACGACUACGACGAUUCCUCUAUAGCUUUUGCCAAUCGACUUCGGGAAGACGUCUGGGACACCAAUGUCGAGAACGAGUUUAAGGGAUCGCCUUGUUUCGUGGGUUUACUUGGAUGGGACGACAUUUGA
Messenger RNA from Fusarium subglutinans, 966 nucleotides. RefSeq lists its product as uncharacterized. NCBI's taxonomy places the organism in Eukaryota, Fungi, Ascomycota, Sordariomycetes, Hypocreales, Nectriaceae. The record is from RefSeq and is a predicted model, not a curated record. Bases 1 to 966 code for a protein of 321 amino acids. The transcript has a single exon.